Molecule: messenger RNA, 8769 nt
Organism: Hemiscyllium ocellatum (epaulette shark)
Lineage: Eukaryota; Metazoa; Chordata; Chondrichthyes; Orectolobiformes; Hemiscylliidae
Product: oxysterol-binding protein-related protein 6-like
Exons: 23
Coding region: 624-3311 (895 amino acids)
Cellular component (GO): cytosol; intracellular membrane-bounded organelle; plasma membrane
Molecular function (GO): cholesterol binding
Source: RefSeq, a predicted model, not a curated record
GAAAACCUGAAGAGAGGGAGGAGGCAGUAAGCGGACACGGAAGAAGCAAAAAAAGUAGCUGCUGGAGAUUGCGCCCAGAAGAAAGAAAGCUUCAUUGGAAUUUCAAUCCCUGGGAUUGGGGCAAUUAAACCCCCCGCUCCAGCUCCACCCAGGAGUAAGAGGUUUGCAGCUUUGACCGACUUGCAGGUGGCCAAAAGCUUCGAGAUUCCUCUCUUUCCUCCUGGGAGUGGCUUCCAAUAUUCCUGCUGCUUUUCCCCACCCCCUUGAACAGUAGGAUUUCCCUGGAGCCUGAAGGAGCAGCUGUGCCUGGUCAGGGAAGGCUCCUGCGUUUAUUUAGAAAGAACCUUGUGGUCAGACUGACAGGCAUCUGGCUGUAGAACUCGGCUGGAGCCAGUGAACGAGGUCAGAGCACGUUGCCCACGGUUUGUCCCGUUGGAAGAGGAGGACAGGAGCUCGGGAAUGGGGAGCCGCUGACACUUGGAGACGGGGACAGGAGCGAUAGCCUCGGCUAUGCAAUAGAAUUGACUGCAUCCAGAUGUAUGAACAUGAACCGAGUGCAACCUCUCCAAGUGUCUUUAGUCUGUGGGUGCUAGAUUGUGUGGGUGUUUGAAUGCCAAGCAGCCAUGAAUGGUGAUGACAAGGUGUUCCCUCCUCCCCAAAAAACAUCCACUUUGACGAGAAGCAGCAGCAAUGCCUCAUCGAAACCCACCAACACUCGACAGAACUCUGAGAACUGGGAGGUGAUGGAGGAGCCACUGGGUAACAGUCGUGCAUCUCUGGAUCUAGAGAGGCAGGAAGGAUACCUGCUGAAGAAGAGGAAAUGGCCUCUGAAAGGCUGGCACAAGAGGUAUUUUAUCUUGGAAAAGGGCAUUCUUAAGUAUGCCAAGACUCAGCAAGAUAUACUGAGAGGGAAACUCCGUGGCUCGAUCAACAUUGGGCUCUCUGUGAUGUCCAUCAACAAGAAAUCCAAACGCAUUGACUUAGAUGCAGAGGAGAACCUCUAUCAUCUAAAGGUAAAAUCUCAGGAGGUCUUCAGUACCUGGGUGUCCAAACUCUGCUAUCACCGACUGUUCCAGAAAGGUGACCCCAUUAAACUUCCGUACGGAGCGAAUGGAUUUAACUUUUCCAUCUCUCCGACAGCAGAAUUCCUGUCAGCCAGUACUGUUUUACCUCUGUGCAGCAAGGCGCAGAAGAGUGGCUCCUUCAGUGGAGAUAUGUUUAAAGACGACAAUCAGCUUCCUUCAGUCCCUGUAGCUGGACAGGCAGUGACUGCACCGUGGUUACAGCAGUCUGAAGAAUGGGAUCGGUGUGCUAAAGAUCUUGGUGAAUGUCAAUCCAAUCUGGGAGAGUUGAAUAAACUCCUGCAGAGGCUGGAGGUGGUGGACCGGGUUCACUCAGCACCCAUCAUUGGUGAUGCUCAGGGUUUCCUCACUGACAAACCAAAGAAAGAGAAACGCUCCUCCAAAAUAUGGUGCACCCAAAGUUUUGCAAAAGAUGAGACGAAGACCUCCUCUGAUGUUAUGCGUUCUGCAAAGUUGCAUGUCUCCACACCCAGUUUGCCUGACUGCCUGGACUGGAAAAGUGUCUCUGUCCCCAUGACGAUAAAAGAAGAUUAUUUUCAGCUACAGCAGGAUUUCUGUUCUGUAUCGCAGAAAGUUCAUUUAGGUUUGAAGUCCCUCUUCAACACCCUCUCAAUUGAGAGGGAGAAACUUAAGCAGAUCUGGCGGGAGAAGGAACUGGAGACUGCACCAGCUAUUCAGAUCACACACCUAAAGAACACCUUAUCUGAGGUUAUGUCUCAGAAUGCUGAUCUCCGGAAUCGUCUGCACAGAAUCCAGUGCCUGUCCAGCUUUGAUGCAGUGACUGAUACACUGGCUCCUGUUAAAGUUGAAGAGGUGGCUUGUAACCGGUCGCUAGCUCAUCAGCUGUCCUUAGACAGUAACGCUUCACUGUCUGAGUCACACGUUGAAUUCUUUGAUGCUGAGGACGUGUUGCUGUCUGCGUGUUCUUCUGACAACGAGAUGUCUGAUGAUGAUGACUCCACCACCAGUGAAAUUACUAACAGCAACUCAGAGGAGAAUUUAGACACUGUGGAAACAUCUAUUCAGGAACUGACAGAUGUUAAAGCGAAAGGCCCUACAGGCUGCGGUUCAGUGGAUGGGACCCAACGCCGGACGUGUCUCCCAGCCCCAGGCCCGAAUCUGAACAAUGUCAGCCUAUGGAACAUCUUGAAGAAUAACAUUGGGAAAGACUUGUCUAAGGUCUCGAUGCCAGUCCAGCUCAAUGAACCACUGAACACACUCCAGCGACUCUGUGAGGAGCUUGAAUUCAGUGAACUCUUGGAUGCAGCGAGCAGGACAUCGGAUCCCUUUGAGCGUAUGAUUUACAUCGCAGCCUUUGCUGUGUCAGGCUAUGCUUCGGCAUAUUACAGAGCCAGAAGCAAGCCAUUCAACCCUGUCCUCGGUGAAACGUACGAAUGUAUUCGAGAAGACAAGGGCUUCCAGUUUAUUGGCGAACAGGUGAGCCACCAUCCUCCUGUGUCUGUCUGCCAUGCUGAAUCCGAAAACUUCCUCUUUUGGCAAGAUGUGAGGUGGAAGAAUAAGUUUUGGGGGAAGUCCCUGGAGAUUGUGCCUGUUGGAAUGGUGAACGUGAGCCUGCCAAAGUUCGGCGAUCACUAUCAGUGGAAUAAGAUCACCUCCUGCAUCCACAACAUCCUGAGUGGGCAACGAUGGAUAGAACAUUAUGGAGAAGUGACCAUUACAAACAUAAGGAACAGUACCUGUCAUUGCAGGUUGACAUUUUGUAAAACCAAAUACUGGAGUUCGAAUGUGAAUGAGGUUCAAGGCUCUGUGAUGGAUCAGAGUGGAAGAGUCAUCCAUCAGCUGUUUGGCAAAUGGCACGAGGGGUUUUAUUGUGGUGGGCCACAAUCGGCUAAAUGCAUUUGGAAACCAAAUCCUAUGCCUAAAGAUCACGAAAGUUAUUAUGGUUUCACCACAUUUGCACGAGAACUUAAUGAAUUGACUCCUGAUCUGAAACGUGUCCUGCCCUUGACCGAUACUCGCUUGCGACCUGACCAAAGGUACCUGGAGGAGGGGAAUACUGAGGCAGCAGAAGUUCAUAAACAAAGAGUUGAGCAGCUGCAGAGAGACCGGAGGAGAAUCAUGGAGGAGAACAACAUGACAUACUUGUCACGCUUCUUUACGAAAACUGUUGAUAGCAGUGGGAAAGAAUCCUGGGUGAGCAACGGAACCUACUGGGAACUGAGGAAGGAUCCUGGAUUCUCGAAGCUGGACAAUCCGGUGCUGUGGUGAGAGUGCGGUUACAAGCUGUACAUCCGAGGCUGCAGUGUCUCUUUGUGCUUCUGCCCCAGAACCUGCUUCUCUGAAUUACCUCAGUGGGUGUGCCUUACGUUUUAUAUGAAGAGAGCACAGUUGACCAGCACAACUGUCUGAGGCGAGAAAAGUGUGCCAGGCGCAAAGAAAUGUCCUCUUCCUGCUCUAUAACAAAGCAAGUGGAGUAGGUGUGUCUCCUCCAGUUAUCUCAAACAGUGCAUUAUUUAGAGAAACAAUGCAAGGUUGCCUGCACUUGCUAUACAACACCACCUGUCUCAAUUGUGACCUGUCCAUAUCUGUCCUUGUCAAAAUUCCAAUUGUAAUUUUUCCUUUGCAAGUAGCACAUUGUGUUCCAUGUAAAAUAAUCUGGUGUUUUACUCAAUUCUUUGUUUUAUAUCUGAUUUUAGUUUAUAAGAAAAGCUCAACACUUUGUUUUGUUUUUCGCAAAGAAGUCUUCAUGGUCCUGGAGGAGAAAUUUUCACUUUACAAUUAACGCCACUGCUUUUCAAGGCCUGAUUGGUUUGCCCACUGCCUUUCAGAAGGUCUCUGCUUGGAGCCAGCACAUUUUUCAUUGGGUUGAGGUUAAGCCUGGAAUAUGGCAACAGCUUUUUUCUUUCUCAAGAAAAGCUAUGAUAUUCUCCCCAAUCCCUGAGAGCUGACAAUGCACCUGAACACUUGGCUGUGAAGUUGCUUUCUCAAACGAUUCCACCCUCAUCUCUGUAGACAGGUGAACUUUAAAAUGGUGCACUACACAACUUUGAAUAUAAGCAUCUCAGCCCUUCAGUAUCGCAGUACUGGUUUAAAAGGUCACUUUCUCUUCCUGCCUGAAGAGGUUGCACGUUUGCAGGAACAAAGAUACUGGAAAAUGUCAGUGAGUGUGAUGCUGUGUCCUUCUGUUGUCUAAAUCUGCCAAAUCCCCAGGGAGUAAUCAGAGUCGCAUCAGCUGUAGGGCAGACCAUGAGUUUUCUAUUAUGAAGAGGGAACUUACUAAAGUUAAUUAUCUGUGCUUUGUUACAGAUUGUUUUCAAUCUUUCAAAAUACUUGCACAGAAAGUGACUUGAAAUUUCUUUAAAAGGUAUUAAAAGCACUGAGAUAGGAUAACAGCACUUUUUUCAAAAGGCUCCUAAUCUCUCCUCCACCACCACCACCAACACCACCACCACGUCUUUAGAUUAAUCAUUCCACCAACAAUUUACAUUUGCCAUUUCUUUACAUGUAAACAGAGAGGUAUCUCAGAGCACACUCAGAGGGCAGUGCUUUAUCUGGGAAUCCUAAACUAGAGAGAAGGAUCAGAAGGGAGGGCAAGUGCAAAUGGAUGGUUCUUUGUGAGGGAAUUAUGGAUACAGUUCUAUUGCCUGAUGAACCAGGACAGACUGCAGAGGGCAACAGCAUUUUAUAUUGAUGCUGUAGAGGUUGAGCAGCUAGGUUACUGCCCUGACUGGAUUGUAUUUCAAGGCUAGUCUUAGGCACAACUUAACACAGUUGGACAUCUGAGUAUUUUUUUCAGAUGUACUAAUGAAGCACAUAGAAAAGUUGCAAAAGUAAUUUCGCAUCAGUUAUGAUCCAUAAUAUCUACAGAGCCAUGUUUGUGGAUAAUGUCAAUGCCGAAGUGAGGGCGAAAGAAAUAUAAUCAAAAUAAAGUAUGCCUGAAGGGUGCCUGGUGCUGCCUCAUCUUAUUUCUGUUGUGAAGGCUGUGUAAUUGUUGGAAGCAGUUUCAUCCUCUGCUUGUUUAUGCCAGGCCCCACAAUCUGCCCUGCUUUCAUAGCAGCAACUUGCUUGGUGGCAAUCCUAAGAGGUUUAAUUGCUGACUUGUACAGAUGUGUGGGGCUCAUGGCAGUCUGCAGAUUUACAAUCCAUGGUCAUUCCUGAGCUCCAAGUGGUGCUGCCAUUAGCUGUGUUUGCAUUCCUGAGAAGGGUUUGGAACCUGUAAGUAAGUCAUAAUGGUUUCAUCCUGUAAGACGUGUCUUACGUCUCCUAAGUCUGCUGACGUGUUUCCCAAUCGCAAUAUAACACAGCCCUGCUUCGAGAGACCCAUGAAUGCAUAUAUUACAGGCUAGGUGCUUGCUAACUUGUUGCAAUCUCUUGAAUGUGGCAAAAUUCCCAAGUGGCUUAACAUUUCUGCCAUGGCUUCCAAUGAUCAGGGAUUAUUUCACCACAAAUUUGUUCAUGUGUGGCUAUGAAGAUUCUAGUGUGCAACUACAAUUUUCUGGUCUUUACAUUGAGUAAGGCCAGCAAAGGGAGGGAUAGCAAGCAACAGAUGCUCUCAACGCAUCACCAGAAUAUAUAGCUUGCUCAUGAUCUACACAUCAGUGCUACCGUGAGGCCCUGCUUGAAAUGUAAUGGGACCCACGUGAAAAAGCUAUCACAAUCUUACAGCUAUCUGAUUAAAUGUGGUAUCUGGUGAGGUCAUAAUGGACAUCAGUCUGCUGAUUAGAUUGGCAAAACUGAGCUUUUCUUAACCAAGAUCAGGGUAGAAGGCAGUUAUAGCAUAAACACAGUGAAUGAUUGUUAAGCAGCAAUAGACUCCGUGAAAUUGACUGUUCUAAACUACAUUCUUGUGUGUUACACAAAGGUCUUGCACGUCUAAAAUACUUUCCAAUGUAUUGAGUGUGCACAUUUGCAGUUAACGAUGUAUUGAUAUCCUGCUUAAUUGCUGGGUCUCUUACUCAUAAGACAGUAAGAGGUUUUAAAUGGUUAGUAUUUUAUUUUUCAUGAGAUCAUUUCUAUGGCCUUAAGCACAUGCAAUUCUUGCCUUCAGUUUAGGCACUUCAAAAAAAUUCCAUUAAUAUGUAUUUAUUUGUUUGUCUUGAAUAGGUUUUAAUCUUUAAUGUUUUGUUGGGAAAAGAAAAGCUACCCCUGGGCCAGCUAAACUGGCAGGGUGCUCGGGUCUUCCUCUCUCCUCUUAGGAUUGGCUUGGGAGUGGAAUCAAUUGAGUUCAUGCUGUGGAUUGCUUCCAGUCCAUCUUCCCAGAUGCCUUUGCAGAAUGCCUGACUCAUCAGCACGUUGUGCAGGGCACCCCACGGUAAUACAUUCUGAAGAUGCUGGCUGCCUAUGGCCUGUAUGUGAGCAAUGCUCACUUGGCUGGGUUUGCAGGUCUGCCUUACAUCUGCUGAACGCUAUCCGGAUGGGAUGGAAGGAGUUUGGCAGUGGUCUCUAAGCUUGUUCUCCAAUUGUACACAUUAGCAUAUCAGACCAUUGCAGUAAAUAAGCCCAACUAUCUCGCUCGAUUUUUUUUUUAAAAAAGGAAAGAAUCUUUUUUUUUCUCCCUCUUCCUCCCCUAUCAUUUUCAUCACUGAUUAGAUUAGAUUACUUUACAGUGUGGAAACAGGCCCUUCGGCCCAACAAGUCCACACCAACCCGCCGAAGUGCCACCCACCCAUACCCCUACAUUUACCCCUUACCUAACACUACGGGCAAUUUAGCAUGGCCAAUUCACCUGACCCGCACAUCUUUGGACUGUGGGAGGAAACCCACACAGACACGGGGAGAACGUGCAAACUCCACACAGUCAGUUGCCUGAGUCGGGAAUUGAACCCGGGUCUCGGGCGCUGUGAGGCAGCAGUGCUAACCACUGCCACCGUGCCGCCCACUGCUUGCUGGACAAUCUUGAACAUCGUGACGAUGAAUGAAGAAAAUAUUGUUUUGUGAUACACUUGCAGAGUUUUUAUUGUAGAGCUGAAAAGAGAAGCAAAAAGCCAAAUGUUGAAUUGGAGCUUUGCCGAGUCGGGGAACUAGUGGAGAAGGUUAUGUCCCUUCAGUUACUUUCAGGCCAGUCAAGCGUAGUGGGGAAUAGAAAGAGAGGUAAAACUAAAUGAACAUUGGCUGAUCUGACUUGCCUCUGGUCAGGGUUGUGAAGGGUUUACAUUUGUAUAGAUGGUCUGUCCAUAUCAUAGUAUCCAACUUGAACAUGUUGGGGGUCUUCUCCGAAACUCUUAAUGGAGUGUGGAAAUGUUCAUCAUUUUUACCAUUUGUUAGUGUAAUUGCUGUCUGAUCUUUCUGCUGUUGUAUAAAGCUGGUAUUUAUACCUGUAACAUGGGAUGUUAUGUCUGCUGGCAGGCACUCUACAGCCCCAUCAGAACACAUGAUCUUCCAUUUUUUAUUUACCGAGGUACGAUGAUCGAAUUGAUAAUUCCUGAAAUAACUAUUGGAAUCCAUUUUCUGCUCCCAUCACUUCUGUAAUAUUUUGAGAUGUGAAUUUCUUUAUAAUUACCAAAAUCAAAUCUGCACAAUGUGAACUGAGACUUGUGGUGUACAGACCAAAACCAAUAAUCACUCCAGGCCUGAAAAUGGAAGUGGAUUUAACAAAAACCCUUAACCUUUUGUGACCUUACCAGUCAUUCAGUUUCACUUCGUGACAAUGUGGCCAGUUUUGACAGGAGAAAAACUCUGCCCCCCACCACCACCACCACCACCACCACAUUGAAGGCUGACUUUCAUUUGGGGAUUGUAUCGAAGAUCAUUGACCGAGUUUAAGGAUGGAAGUCUGUUUGCUUUAUACGUUUUCAUUUGUGAAAGGAUUAUCAGUUACCUGGACUGGAUCAAUCUUUCAAUACGGUAAUCUGAAUCCAGGUAGUGACCACAGUGUGAUGAACUAGCAAUCGUUGAUCUGGGUUUGUUUUCUGUGUCUCAAGAAGUCUACUGGGGUAAAUACAGUUGGUGGCACUGUACAAAACCCGACCACAUUAGCAGUGACUUCUACAUGCCAUUCUAUUUGUUUUCUUUUCCCUGCCAUUGACCUUGAUCACAACUCCUUUAGUUCUUCAGUAGUUUGGUUUUCAAUAUCCAACUGGAUUAAAGAUUGUUUCUGUUGCUAUCAUUGCACACUUGCCUCAUUCAUCUUCUCUGGUGAUGACAAUUCUGUUAAUGACAGCAAUAGUAAUUUAGCUGGAUCUAAGACUUUUCUCAUCAGGUACUCUCAUGACACGCAACCAGUUUAAAAUGGAGCUACAUACACUACCAAAGAAGAAAAGUCUGUCUAAAUUUUAGGCUGCUUUUAAUAUCUUGGCCAAAUAUGUUGUUGUCUCCGUUCUUUAAAAGUUCUGCUUUUCCAAGUCCACAUCAACAAUAAAAACAUUAGGAUUUGUUUUGUUUCUAUAUAGUUGGCCUUCUCCGCUAAAACCAUUAGCAAUCUACCCCUGCUCUACCACCCUGUCCGCCCAGAGUUUGUGUAAUGUUUGAGAUUGUGGAACGUAUAGGUUCCACAAUGGGGGGAAAACUCGCACAUAAAGCAGAUUUGAUUUUGGACACUUUUUUUUUCAAUGCUAUGUUUCCCAGGAUAAUGACUGCAGGGAAGUAUUUAAAUCACUUGUUUCUGUGCCUUGCUCACUGCUGUAGUUGGUAACUAUUUUUUUGGUUUAAUACCAGAAUCAGUGAAUUUGUUGUGAAACUCCAGUCGAAUAUGACGUGGUUCACCACUCCAAUAAACUGAGUACCAUUU